GUCUUCCAGCAUUUGAAUCUCCGGGAUGCCUGGAGGCUGCUGUCGAAUUUGUGGAAGGCGAAGCCGGCCUUUGUGGUGCUCUCCUCCUGGCCCGACUCGCAGAACGAGGACUUGGAGAGCUUCGGCGGCUCCUCGGCUUUCGCGGCCAUGGAGCCCGCGAGCCUGAAGAACUUCAAGUCCUACGACCUCCAAAAGCCUCCCUUCAGCCUGCCAGAGCCCCUCGAUGCCUGGCCCGAAGUGCACCAGAACGCACGGAUGCUCGCUUUUCCUGGGGAAGUGCUCCGACGCUUUGAGUAG
Symbiodinium necroappetens is the source of this 297-nucleotide messenger RNA. The record is from the annotation of a GenBank genome assembly. Lineage: Eukaryota; Dinophyceae; Suessiales; Symbiodiniaceae.